Molecule: messenger RNA, 1110 nt
Organism: Schistocerca serialis cubense
Lineage: Eukaryota; Metazoa; Arthropoda; Insecta; Orthoptera; Acrididae
Product: solute carrier family 22 member 7-like
Exons: 7
Coding region: 1-1110 (369 amino acids)
Biological process (GO): transmembrane transport
Cellular component (GO): membrane
Molecular function (GO): transmembrane transporter activity
Source: RefSeq, a predicted model, not a curated record
AUGAACUGGAUCUGUGAUAACCAGCAGGUCAUCAACGACAUCUUGUUCUACUCGCAGAAUAUUGGCGUGGCGCUCGGCUUACUCUUCGGUUACAUAGGUGACGCGUACGGCCGGCGUCCGCAGCAGUUCCUGUGCCUGGUCGCCCACGUGGCCAGCAGGCUGCUGAUCGUCCUCGCUCCAGACGUCCUGGUACUCUUCAUCCUGGCCGAGUCUCUGGUGUCAGCCGUCGCUGGACCUAUGCUAGAAUCUGCCUUGGCCGUUGGGCUGGAACUAACUGACGUGAGAUACCGGACUACAGUGAACCGCUAUGCAUCAUGCAGCAUGGCCACCGGAAUGAUGGCGACCGGUUUGGUGGCAUGGGUUAUGCCUGACUGGACCUACUGUCUGUCGUUCGCUACUGUCAGCUGCCUUGCAUUGCUGCUUUUUUUCAGCUGGUUUCCCGAGUCACCACGCUGGCUGGCAUGCAGAGGCCGCCAGCAGGAGACGAUGCGACUGUUGCGCCGCAUCGCGGCCACCAACGGCACUACAGUACCUCCGCUCGCCUUGUCUGUGGUUCGGACCUUGGGCAAGAGCAAGACAGACAGGAGGGGAUUCCUGAGCCUCUUCUCCAGCCGGAAUGUCUUCAAGAAUUCUGUGCUGCUGAUCAUCGCAAGGUCGGUGUACCUGCUCACCAUGUUCUCUCCAGUGCUGGCUGUGAGCAGUCUGAGCGUGAACCCAUUCCUGACAGUGGCCGCGCAGGGUGGCGCGCAGUUCGUCUCCUACUGUGUGGCGAACUUCUGCGCAUCCCGCAUCGGUCGACGAUGGUCUGGUGUAGCCGCUCCAUUACUGGCGGCAAUUGCAAGUGGAGUCAUCUUCUGUAUGCUAACUGUGGACAUCGCUGGUCCAGCCCUCGUGGCGAUGAUAAUGGUGAUGCAGUUUAGCACAACAAUCAGCUUCAGUGUUGCCAACCUGCAGAGCGUCGAGGUACACCCAACAUGCCUGCGCCAGAUAGCGGCCUGCGUCGAAUGGGCCAUCGCCGGAGUUGCCAUGUCUGCGCUGCCCUACUUGGCCCUCAUGGUAACUGGCAUCAAGUUGAAGAACUGUGGCACAGAAAUUGGCAACAUGCUGUGA